UCUCGGAAAUUGUCGUGGAAAUGGCUGCUAUGAACUAUCAUUUCUCCUCGAAUCUGAUAUUUCGGUGCGAACCUUCCGUUUGUUUGGGUCAAAAUUUGAUGCUAAAGAGCCCUCAGAAUUCAUGGCUAGGGACCAAAAUUUGGGUUCAGCCUUGCAGUCUCAGUCUGAGAUCUCAUGUGUCAGUUUGCACGCGCCGCCCCUUCGCUGCCACCGUCUCCUUCAGUCUCCCCACCGCAAAGCCAGUGCGAGUUUCUCCCGAAAAGGAAUUUCCCAGAUGGUCUUCCAAGGCUAUAAAAUCAUUUGCGAUGGCUGAAUGUGAGGCAAGAAAACUUAAGUAUCCAACAACUGGCACUGAAGCCCUUCUCAUGGGGGUUCUUAUCGAGGGUACUAAUCUAGCUGCUAAGUUUUUGCGAGCCAAUGGAAUUACACUUUUUGAGGUGCGAGAUGAAACUGUCAAGUUACUUGGAAAAGCUGAUAUGUUUUUCUUCAGCCCCGAGCAUCCUCCGCUGACUGAAGAAGCGCAGAGGGCCCUUGAUUGGGCUAUUGAUCAAAAAAUGAAAUCUGUUGAUGGUGGGGAAAUUACCACAGCACACAUACUUCUUGGCAUUUGGUCUGAAGUGGAUUCCCCUGGUCACAAGAUACUGUCCACCCUUGGCUUUAAUGAUGAGAAGGCUAAAGAGCUAGAGUCCUCAAUUUCUAAACCUCGGGUUACCGAUGAUUGAUGUUUGCUUUAAGAUGUAUGGGCAAGAGUUUUUCUUGAGUGCGUAUUGGUCAUUGAUGCAAUUGUUGUACAAUAGAUAGAUCAACAGGCUAUUAUGUUCUGCCUAUUGAUUUCGAGUGCAGAAAUCUUAUUUUCUAAUGUGAAUUCCACUCCCU
Messenger RNA from Gastrolobium bilobum, 876 nucleotides. RefSeq names its product ATP-dependent Clp protease ATP-binding subunit CLPT2, chloroplastic-like. Lineage: Eukaryota; Viridiplantae; Streptophyta; Magnoliopsida; Fabales; Fabaceae. The transcript is spliced from 5 exons. The record is from RefSeq and is a predicted model, not a curated record. The coding region runs from base 21 to 722 and encodes 233 amino acids.